This is a messenger RNA of Oryza sativa Japonica Group (Japanese rice), 1777 nucleotides long. RefSeq names its product receptor-like protein 3. Gene Ontology annotation, molecular function: protein binding. The record is from RefSeq and is a predicted model, not a curated record. NCBI's taxonomy places the organism in Eukaryota, Viridiplantae, Streptophyta, Magnoliopsida, Poales, Poaceae.
AUGAGGCCUUUCCACUUUCCAUGCAGCAGAAUCAGCAGCAAAUUACCCACAGAUUUACUUGGGUUUGCUCUGCUGACGGUGCUGUGUUUAGCUUCUUCCACCGACUCCUGCAUAGACCAGGAGAAGAGUGUCCUCCUCCAGUUCCUUGCUGGCCUCUCAGGAGACGGUGGCCUCUCCGCAUCAUGGCGGAACGGCACAAAUUGCUGCACAUGGGAAGGCAUCACCUGUAAUGCAGACAUGAGGAUCGCUGAUAUUUUGCUCGCUUCUAAGGCCCUUGAAGGGCAGAUCUCACCGUCUCUUGGCAGCCUCACCGGCCUGCUGCAGCUCAAUCUUUCACACAAUUCGCUGUCUGGUGAACUUCCAUUGGAGGGGUUGGUGUCAUCGAGCAGCAUCGUCGUUCUUGAUGUUAGCUUCAAUCACUUCAGUGGAGCUUUGCAAGAGCUCUUCAUUCAAUCAACUAUCUGGCCUCUUCAGGUACUGAACAUCUCAAGCAACUUAUUUACAGGGAAAUUUCCAACAACCACAUGUAAGGUGAUGAACAAUCUGGUGGCUCUUAAUGCCAGCAACAACAGCUUUAUAGGACAGAUACCAAGUUCUUUGUGCAUCAACUCACCAUCCUUCGGGGUACUUGACCUCUCUUCCAAUCAAUUUGGUGGCAGCAUACCCUCAGACAUAGGCAACUGCUCCAUGCUUAGAGUGCUCAAGGGUGGCCGCAACAACUUCAAGGGUCCACUCCCAGAUGAACUAUUCAAUGCUUCAUCAUUGGAGCACCUUUCUUUCCCAAACAAUGAUCUAAAUGGAGUACUUGAUGAUGCCAACAUUAUAAAGCUCAGCAAAUUGUCUAUCCUUGAUCUCCAACAGAAUAUAUUCAGUGGAAACAUACCCAAGUCCAUAGGUCAGCUCAAGAGAUUGAAGGAGCUCCAUUUGGGUGAGAACUACUUGUAUGGGGAGCUGCCAUCAACUUUAGGCAACUGCACAAAUCUCAAAAUCCUCGACCUCAAGAUCAACUACCUCAGUGGAGACCUUGGCAAGAUCAACUUUUCCAGCCUAUCUAAUCUAAUGAUAAUUGAUCUUCUCGUGAACAACUUCAAUGGUACAAUUCCAGAAAGCAUUUAUGAUUGCACAAAUUUGAUUGCACUGAGACUUUCGUGGAACAAAUUCCAUGGUGAGUUCUCACACAGAAUGGACAGACUGAGGUCUCUUUCCUGCCUGUCAGUUGGUUGGAAUGAUUUUACGAAUAUCACGAAGGCACUUUACAUCCUCAAGAGCUUUAGCAACUUAAAAACUCUACUUCUUGGAGGGAACUUCAACCAUGAGACAUUGCUAGCAGAUGAAACAAUGGAUGGUUUUGAAAAUCUUCAGUACCUAGAAAUAAGUGGUUCUUCUUUACAUGGAAAAAUUUCUCUUUGGCUAUCAAAGCUCACAAAAUUGAAGGUGCUGCAGUUAUCCAAUAAUCAAUUAAGCGGAUCAGUGCCUGCCUGGAUCAACAGCCUCAACUUCCUCUUCUAUCUAGACAUAUCCAAUAACAACCUUACAGGUGAAUUUCCAACAAUAUUAACGCAGAUUCCAAUGCUGAAGUCAGACAAGAGAACCAAUCUGGAUGUGCGAUCCCGCCAGAGAUUAGUCAGCUGAAGGCACUCGAUAUGCUCAACUUGAGCUUCAAUAGCUUCUCUGGGGAGACCCCACAAGCAAUCUGCAACCUCACCAAGCUGGUCAUGCUAGACUUGUCUAACAACAAUCUAACAGGCACAAUCCCUUUAGAACUGAACAAGCUAAA